Xiphias gladius (swordfish) is the source of this 3509-nucleotide messenger RNA. RefSeq names its product cell adhesion molecule 4 (gene cadm4). Gene Ontology annotation, cellular component: cell-cell contact zone. The transcript has 9 exons. Lineage: Eukaryota; Metazoa; Chordata; Actinopteri; Istiophoriformes; Xiphiidae. Gene Ontology annotation, biological process: regulation of Rac protein signal transduction; negative regulation of peptidyl-tyrosine phosphorylation; regulation of wound healing. The coding region runs from base 317 to 1603 and encodes 428 amino acids. Gene Ontology annotation, molecular function: vascular endothelial growth factor receptor 2 binding. The record is from RefSeq and is a predicted model, not a curated record.
GCCGCAACAUCCAGGCAUUCAGAGGGAGAGAAAGUGUGUGUGUGUGUGUGUGUGUAUACGUACGUGUGUACGAGAGGGAACAUUAUUAUGUAAAGACCUGCUGUUACGCACUGAGCGCUUGAUAAAACGCACACUCGCUCACGCACAGUCGCACGCGCGGCACAUACACACACACACACACACACAGACACGCGCGCGCGCGCGCGCACACACAGACGCUGAGGGCGCCGUCGGAGAGUGAACCUGCGGGUUCAUGUCACUCUGAUUUCUCCAAGGAAGAGGAAUACCGAUCGGAGGGGGAAUAUCAGCGGCGGCGAUGGCUCUCGCUUCACUGUGGAACUACUGCGUCCCGCUCACCAUCAUCGCAGUCGCCUGCUUGGUGCGCACUGCUCAUUGUCAGGCGGUGCAGGCGGAGAAUGUGACAGUCUUGGAGGGAGGUACGGCCCAGAUCUCCUGCCGCCUGCAGAACUACGAUGGAUCAAUCGUGGUCAUCCAGAAUCCCCGCCGGCAGACCCUCUUCUUCAAUGGCACGCGAGCACUGAAGGACGACCGUUUCCAGAUGGUGCUCUUUACACCACGGCUGGUGCGCAUCACGUUGACCAACGUCAGCGUGUUUGACGAGGGUGGCUACUUCUGCCAGCUCUACACGGAUGCCACACACCACCAGGUGGCAACGCUUUCCGUUCUGGUGCCACCGGAGACGCCCACGGUGGAUGUGAAGCAGGAGGCCGUGGAAGGCGGCGAGGUAGAGCUCACCUGUGUGUCACCACGCAGCAAGCCGGCCGCCACCCUGCGCUGGAUCCGUAAUGGCCGGGAGAUACCAGGUGUGGUAUCCCAGCAGGACAACGGGAAGACGUUCAGCGUCUCCAGCACCAUCCGGAUCCCGGUAGAAAGGAAAGACAAUGGCGCGGCACUGAACUGCGAGGCGUUCCACCCGGCACUGGGUGGACAGAGGAGGGUUCGGCACUACCGCCUGGAUGUCUAUUUUGCACCCACAGUGAGAAUCGUUCCUCCUUCUGGCAUUCUGCGAGAGGGUGACUCGCUUAGCCUCACCUGCUCCGUCACUGGAAACCCUCUGCCCAGGAACAUUCAGUGGUCCAAGAUUAAUGACACCUUACCUGAAAGGGCAGAGAUUUCUGGCCCCACCCUCCAGAUUUCCCGUCUCAGCCAAUCACACAACGGGACGUACUUGUGCCAGGCCCAGAACAACUAUGGACGUGCUGCUGAUCAUUACACCUUAUUGGUGUAUGAUAAUGUGUCAGUCACUACCAUGGUCCGUCCCACUCCUACCUCCACCCAACCAGUCACCUCCCAUCCCGUCACCCCAACCCUCCUAACACCCAGCUUCGCCUUGGACCCGAAAGAUCCGGGUGCAGUGGUAGAGACUCACAGUGCAGUACCAUAUGCAGUGAUAGGUGGCGUUCUGGCACUGCUGGUUUUCACCAUCAUCUGUGUCCUCAUUGUCACCAUCUGGUGCUCUGUUCGACAGAAAGGUUCUUAUCUUACCCAUGAGGCCAGUGGGUUGGAUGAACAUGGUGAGGUGCAGGAGGCCUUCCUCAAUGGGAACGACGCCAGCCAGGGCAAGAAGGAGUACCUACUGUAGCCCUUCUCCUUCCCUAUCCCCUUCUCUUCUGACCUCAACCCUCUAUCCCUUCCUUUCCCCGUCUCCCUCCUUAUAUACAGUAUUCACACACACACACACACACACGCACACACACGCACAAACACGCAAACACACGCACACACACACGCACACGCACACACAUACACAAACACAAACACAAACACAAACAUACACUUCUAUACAAUGUGCCAUAACAGGCAGCCUUCUGAAAACGACUGUAUACAGAUACUGCACACAGUCCAUUCCACUCCUUUCCACCCCAUAUCCUCCAUACACACACACACACACACAUAAUUCCGGAGACAGAGACUGACAAAAAGAGAGCAUAUAGACCCACCAGCCAUUAACGACUGUGCCAUAUACUGUAAGUCGGAGAAACUGGGGAAAAUGGAGAGAGCGAGAGAGAGGGGGGAGAGGGAGAGGUGUAUGUAGGCAAUAACGAAAUUAUGCCAUAAUUAUUUUGAUUGAGAGGGAAGCGGGCUGCACAAAGGAAACCGCCAUUCUGUCCAUGCAGCCGCCAAAGUGGAAGGGGAAUUAGAGGCAGAUGACUGCUAUAAUUCCAUGCCUGGAGAAAACCAUCCAUUUCACAAAGCUCAAUCUUUAACUGGCGGAGACAGUGGGAGCAGUGUGUGAGGAGGAAGGGGGAAAUGAGAAGGGGGGAGAGUUGACCAGGAGCUAUUGAGAGCCCGACGCUAGAAAAUUGAAAUUUUUAAAAUUGCCAAAGCAUCUUGCCUACAGAGCGUAUCUCAUAUAUAAUUCCCUAGCAACACUGGAGUGUGUAAACCCAGAGUCCCGGGAAGUAUCCAUACUUUAUGAACAAGCUAACUGUUUUACUAUCCCCGUUGGGUGGCCUGCCAGUAUUUUGUGGGGAAAAAAAAUCAGCUUUUAGGGAUUUUUUUUUCCUCUCACUUCCUGGUUCACUAUUCUUUUAAUUUAUUCUCCAUUUCCGUCUUCCUCUCCGUCUACCUGUUACCAUCCUCUCCCCCCUCCCUUAUAUCUCUCUUUCUCUCUGUCUGUCCCCCUCAAUCGCUCCUCUUUUGUUGGCUCCUAAUAAUGAAAGGAUUAGUGUUGGGCUGCGUUCCCGACAAAAAGAAAGGAGUAUGACUUGCUAAGGCAUUAAAGAAAAGCUUAAUUAUUUUAGAAUGUCAUUAAGAGGAUAAAAGGUUUAAAAGUCUUAUUAAGAAGGGCAAGGGGAGCGACAGCAAAAGGAAUGAAUGGAAAUAUAAAAUGGAUGGAUAUUUUUUCUGAAUGCUACACACAUAUGCAGAUACAUGCACACAUUCAUACGUACAGAAAACAUAUUGACAGAACAAGUAUACAUAUCUCUGAAUUCCUUAUUUGUAUAAAAAAAAAAGAACAGCAACAUAAAUUAAAUGAAACUUUUAAGAAAUAAGAAAACAGUUUACUAUGGAAACGCAUUAUGAAGCAACUAUACUAACAGAAUAUUAGCCUAUAGAGGUGCAAAGCCGAACAAACUACUGUCCAGUGAUCUUUAAAGAAAAUAAAGAAAAGAAUAAAAAAAAUCAUUUGUCUUUAUGAGAAAUCAGAGGUCUUAUUGAUUUUUUAUUAAUUAUUGUUAUUAUUUGAACAAUUAUGAUGUUGUUACUGUUAUUAUUAUUGCCGUUGUUAUUAUUAUAAUUGUAAAUGUUAAAGAAAUGUACACUUCCCAUGGUUUGUUUUUGGUUCUACUGUAGAGAAAUUGCUGUCUUUUUUCACUCUUUUCCUCUUACCUUUUCUCUCUUUCCCAGUCUUUCUCUCUCUUCGUCUCCUGUGCCUAGUUGUCUCUUCUCCUGUCUUUCACUCCUGUUUAUUUUAGAGUCCAUGUGUCAUUGUGGAUAUAUAGCUAACAAUUUCUUUAUAGGGGAAAGAUACAAAGCACGACAAA